UGGCAAAAAAAGUGGUCGUAGUAAAAAAUGGAGGGAAAUGCUGAAGCUGCCCCCUGUCAGCCAGUGCAGCGAGCUUAGACAUUCCAUUGAAAAGGAUUAUAGCAGUCUUUGUGACAAGCAGCCAAUAGGAAGACUUCUCUUCAGGGAAUUCUGUGAUACACAACAUGAUCUAAAAGGAUGCAUUGAAUUCCUGGAUGCAGUGUCAGCAGUCCCUUUACCAGAAAUACCUUCCCAUGUUUUGAGAGAAUGUCGGUUGAGACUGAAGCAGGACCCCGGCAAGGACGACUUUGAGGAAUGCACCAGAAUUAUCCAUAACUAUUUAAGUGGAGAACCAUUUGGGGAAUACCAAGAAAGCCCAUAUUUUUCUCGAUUUCUACAGUGGAAAUGGCUGGAAAGGCAACCAGUAACAAAGAACACAUUUAGGCAUUACAGAGUUCUAGGAAAAGGCGGAUUUGGUGAGGUUUGUGCGUGUCAAGUGCGGGCUACAGGAAAGAUGUAUGCGUGUAAGAAGCUGGAGAAAAACAGAAUAAAGAGGAGGAAAGGUGAAGCCAUGGCUCUCAGUGAAAAGAGAAUCCUAGAAAAAGUGCAUAGCAGAUUUGUAGUUAGUUUGUCCUACACUUAUGAAACCAAAGAUUCCUUGUGCUUGGUGCUAACCAUUAUGAAUGGAGGGGACUUGAAGUUUCACAUCCACAACCUGGGCAACCCUGGCUUUGAUGAGCAGAGAGCUAUUUUCUAUGCUGCCGAGCUGUGCUGUGGCUUGGAGGAUUUACAGAGGGAAAGAAUUGUGUACAGAGACUUAAAGCCUGAGAAUAUUCUCCUUGAUGACCGUGGGCACAUCCGGAUCUCAGACCUGGGUUUAGCCAUGGAGAUCCCGGAAGGGGGGACCAUCCGAGGAAGAGUGGGGACCGUCGGCUACAUGGCUCCUGAAGUUAUCAAUAAUGAACACUAUACAUUUAGUCCUGAUUGGUGGGGACUUGGCUGUCUGAUAUAUGAAAUGAUUGAGGGACAUUCUCCAUUCAGAAAAUUCAAAGAGAAAGUCAAGCGAGAGGAGGUGGACCGAAGAGUGAGGAAGGACACCGAGCAGUAUUCGGAGAAGUUUUCGGAGGAUGCCAAGUCUAUCUGCAAGAUGUUACUCACCAAGAAUCCCAAACAGCGGCUGGGCAGCAAGGCUGGAGCGGCAGAAGUGAAAGCUCACCCCGUGUUCAAGGACAUUAAUUUCAAGAGGCUGGAAGCAAAUAUGUUAGAUCCGCCUUUCUGUCCUGAUCCGCAUGCCAUUUACUGUAAGGACGUCGUGGAUAUCGAGCAGUUCUCCACGGUGAGAGGAGUCUACCUGGACACCACGGAUGACACGUUCUACAGUCAGUUUGCUACGGGCUGUGUCUCCAUCCCCUGGCAGAAUGAGAUGAUCGAAUCGGGUUGUUUUAAGGACAUCAAUGAAGAGGAGCCUGAAGAAGACAUGGUGUUGAAUAUAGAAGAGAAAACGUAUCCCAGACCGAAGAGAGGCUUCUUCUACAGACUCUUCAGGAGAGGGGGCUGCAUUAGCGGUGGCCCCAGCGAGAAGGAAGAGUUGCCCGCAAAUCUGUGACCACUCACUGCAGAGCCCGACCCAGCACCAAGGAGCCUGUGCUUAGCGUUUCAUCCCGUCCCUGAGCUGCAAUAAACACAUGACACAGCUUAACACGAGCCGUGCGUCUGCAGAUGUCUCUAUAUUCGUACCUGAAUCAUGUGUUCACCAAAGCUGGGUUGAAGGAAAAGGCACUUGAGGACUGUUCUGAUGCCCAGAAGCCCCGUGUGGACAUCUUGUGGCGGGGGCCCAAGGCCCCAUGUGUGCCCACAGAGAGGGGAGAAGAGUGGGCGUGGACAUCAGCUCAACAGUGUCCAGAGCCAAGGGUCGUGUUCCUCACCCCAGAGUGUCCUCUGGUGCCCACCAAGGUGGGAGGCAGGGGUGCCCCCUUUCCCCAGAAAGUCUUUGCCUUUCUGCAUCCACACCGACAUCCGCUUACUUGCCAAGAUUCUCCUGUGUGAGGAGUGCGUGUUCCUGUGCACGCGCGUAAAGAGGGUGUGGGCAGGACUCCGGGCCAGGGCUUGGCUGUCGGCCGCUGCUUCCCCAACUCCGGCAGCCUGGGAGUCUCCCGGACUGUGCGGUGCCUUCGGGCCUGAAGCACAGGGGAAGGCGGGGCUGGGAGAGGCCCGUGCUUGGGCCGAGGGCGACAAGCCCCCUCCACGCUUAGCAGUUUAGGAGCUCACUUCCCACACAGGCUAAGGGAUGUCGGGAUUCCAGGGUCAGUAAUCCUUCCCUCUGCCAGGACUGCCCCAAGAGGAAGGUGGCCCCUUCCCCGUGGUGGGAACGUGGGCUCUGUUGCCUGGGGAGGGGAGCUGGCGCCCACAGGCCUUGUGAAGACCAUGGGGGGCAUGCAGAUUCUGGGGGGAGGUAGCCCCGAGGCACCGAAGCGGGGCUUCCUCCCCUAUCCGCACGUGCGAGGCCCGCAGCAGGGGCUGGGUGAGAAACCAGGGGCCAGGCCUCUGUGACUCUCACCAAACAGCAAGGACUUGGUCUGGAUCCGGAGACCCCGCCACAUGGCUGUGUGCAGGAAAGUGAGCCGGGGUCAGCCGCGUGCCCGGGUUCAGUGUUGCUGUCCUGCAGCUGUGUGUCCCCAGGCACCUGAACCCAGACGGUGCUUCCGGGAGUGCUGGUGACGUGUGCACGCAUGUUCAUGGCUGUCUGGAACACAGCAGCCCUGGGGCCGCGCUUCAGAGGAAAGCACCCUGGCCGUGUCCUGCGAGACCAGUGGAGGCUGAUCCUCAGCUUGCUUUGUAUCCGGGUGGGGAGAGGGAGGAGUGACCUUGGGGUCCGGGGCCUUUAUUUUAGGGAUGGCUUCUCUUCAGAUUGGGGCCCUCAUCUCGGUUUGAGGACAGCAGGAGGUGGGGGACGGAGGCCCAAGGCCUUCAUAAAGCAUUUAGUAGAGUGUUUGGUAUGUGCUACCCACUCAGUAAAUCCGUUAAUAAUUGUGGAAGAGUAAUGCGUGCUCAUCGUAAACAAUGCAGGAUGGUUUAAAGAAAAUAGAAAUCACCUUUAUUCCUACAACCUGCUUAUAUUCUGAGACCUUUUAGACCUUCUGUUAUCAGUGUGGACAUAGGGGCAGUGGUGCGCUUGUCUGCCCCAUCCCUGCCCGGUCACCAUGGGGUGGAGAGCCCCUGCCCGCAAAGCCCUGGCAGGGAGGGAGCCUGGGGGCCUGUCUGUGCCUGUGGGGCACAGCUCUGGAAACCAGUUAAGUCCUUUGUCCCCCCCCUUUUUUGUCUGCUUAAGCGAGUCUGAGUUGAGCGCCCCCAUGCCUGAGAGAAGCAUCCUGACUGAGACAGCAAAUCUGGGAAAGGAUUUUAUAAACACGGAACUUCACAUAUUGAUAUGUCAUUGUCUUCCUCCUCUGGUUAUAAGCAAGCACAUAUAUAUUAAGGAGAGUUUUGAAAUUAAAGCGUACACAAUGAAAAAUUCAUCUUUAAUAGCCACUAUCCAAAGAUAAUCCCUAUCAGCAUUUUAUUCUAUAUUUAUGUAAUCUGUAUUUAUUUCUUCCCAUGUCAUUUAAUAUCUGUCUCAAUUUUUUCUGCACAUUUAGGACAUCAUUUAUCAAUUGUUGCUUCCAGCUUCCUUGUUAUUAUAAACACCCAUGGGAUGGACAGCCCUGUACCUACAUCUUUGUGCACAUAUAUGAUAAUAUUUUUAGGAUAGAUUUGUAGCGGGGAAUCCCUUGGUUAAACUGUAUGAACAGGGGCCCCUGGGUGGUUCAGUUGUUAUGCUUCUGCCUUCAGCUUGGGUCGUGAUCCCGGGGUCCUGGGAUGGAGCCCCACAUCAGGCUCCCUGCUCAGCGGUGAACCUGCUUCUCCCUCUCCCUCUGCCUCUGUGAUCUAUCUUGCUCUUGUUCUCUCUCAUAUAAAUAAAUGAAAUUAAAAAAAAAUAAAAUGUAUGAACAACUGGAGUAAACCCUAUAAGAAAGAGCUAAAGGGAUUAAAAGUGGCUCUGUCUGGCAAGCGUUUCUCCUGGGACGGGCAGCAGUGGGCCGGAGGAGAGCUGUUUUCCUUAUAAGCACUGUCUGACUUGUCCUUUCGACCAUGUCUGUGUAUUAUUAAGAUAAAAAUAAACAUCGCAUUGUGAAAUUGUUUGUUUUCCCCAAAUAAAGCACAAUUACACUCUAAAAAA
Molecule: messenger RNA, 4195 nt
Organism: Callorhinus ursinus (northern fur seal)
Lineage: Eukaryota; Metazoa; Chordata; Mammalia; Carnivora; Otariidae
Source: RefSeq, a predicted model, not a curated record